CAUACGGACUCCGCGCGGCUCACUCGCGCCUUUCCCAAAAUUACAUAAUCUGGACAAAAAAAAACGAUAAAACCAAAGUGCAUAGUGUAUCAGGAUUCAAGUGUACUGUUUGUGAUUUGUUCUGUGACUGUGACGAUAUGUAUACAACUUAGGUGCAAGAAAUGAAACGGAAAAGGUGUAUAAGCUCUUCAGGCGUCACAUGGUGACGUGUUGCGUCUCGCUCUAACAUGCCCACGGACGACGUCACAACCAUGCGCUAUAUACUCUUCUGCCUUCUCUCUCUCACUCUGAACAGAAAUCUCGCGUUCGUAUUGGACAAACAGAAUCCAUAUUCGCAGUUUAGAAAAUGGAACGCUGGGUUGAACGGCACAUUGGAAUUAGAGUUCAAAACAGACCAGCAAAACGGUUUAUUAUUGUAUACCGAUGAUGGAGGCACAUACGACUUUUUUGAGUUGAAACUGGUGAAUGGUGCGCUGCGCCUGAGGUACAACUUGGGAGGCGGUGCGCAGAUCAUAACAGUUGGCAGCAACCUGAAUGAUGGCCAUUGGCAUAAAGUUCAGGUGGCGCGCCGAGAUGAUCACACCUCCUUAACAGUGGACAGCAUCACGCAGAGCAAGACCUCACGAGGGAAAGAAUUUGUAUUCGGCAAGUUCAACACAAAUUCUGAUGUCUUCGUCGGGGGAAUACCGCCGUCGUACAACACAAAGUUGACAACCUUGGCGUUGCCGUCAGUGAUUUUCGAGCCCAAGUUCCGAGGCUCUGUCAGGAAUCUGGUGUACUCUGACCUGCCUGGACAGCCGCCGAGGAGGCAGGAGUUACGGCAUUCAAGAGAUUUGAAGUCAUCUCGAAGCAACGUAAGCGGCGAUGCGUGUGAACGGCGAGACCCGUGCCAACACGGAGGUGUUUGCAUCAGCACUGAUGAUGGACCGAUUUGUGAAUGCAGAGAUGGCGAUUACGAGGGGGCGUUCUGUGAGAGAGACAAAGCCCCAUCGGAGGCGACAUUUCGAGGCGCAGAAUUCCUGUCGUACGACCUGACGCAGACAGGGGGGGAGCCUAUAGUAAGCACGCAGGACGCAAUCUCCUUAUACUUCAAGACGAGACAGCCUAAUGGAUUGCUGUUUUACACUGGUCACGAAUCUGACUACCUGAACCUGGCUGUGAGGGACGGAGGAGUCUCACUGACCAUGGGGCUCGGGAACGGGAAGCAAGAGAUCCAUAUCAAGCCUGUGAAGACUCGCUUUGAUGACCAUCAGUGGCACAAGCUCACCGUCCACAGGAGGGUUCAGGAAAUCACACCACAUACGAGUUUUUGCAGGGUAUCUGCAGUUGUGGACGAUGUCUACCUGGAGCAUUCGCACGUGGCCGGCUCAUUCACAAUGCUCGCCAGUUCGCGGGCGCACGUGGGCGGGUCUCUCAACGCCAGGGCGUUACCUGGGGCUAGAGUACAUACCAACUUCAUCGGCUGCUUGAAGAAGGUGGAGUUCUCAGCGGACACCCUGAGAUUAAACCUCAUAGACCUGGCGCGAACUGGCAGCAAGUUGAUCACUGUCACCGGGAGGCUGGACUACGCCUGCACAGCUGUGGAUUCAGCUGAUCCUGUCACUUUUACCACCAGGGACGCGCAUUUGAUCCUGCCAAAGUGGGAAGCAGUGAAAUCCGGCACGAUAUCCUUCAAGUUUCGAACCAAUGAACCGAACGGACUGAUCCUUUUCAACAUGGGCGCCAAGCCACCAAGGGUAGGUUGUACGGCUGACCUGUUCGCUGUAGAGAUGCUGAACGGUUACAUCUACGUCCACCUCGACCUGGGUUCCGGGGGGGUCAGAGUCAGGGCGUCAAGACGACGUGUGGACGACUCACACUGGCACGAGUUCAUGAUGAGAAGGACUGGCAGAGAUGGGAGAGUGACUGUCGAUGGAGCUAAUGCUGAAUUUAAAACUCCUGGUGAAUCCAACCAGCUGGAACUAGACGGGCCCCUCUUCGUCGGUGGUUUAGGAUCAGAAUACUCCGCAUCCAGGACUCCCCCUGCUCUGUGGACUGCUGCUUUGAGACAGGGCUUUGUUGGGUGCAUCAGGGAUCUGGUGCUGAAUGGAAAACCUCAAGAUCUGACGGCCUAUGCUCGACAGCAGGAUUCUGCUUCUGUCCGUCCAGCAUGCCAUGUUCUGAUGAAGCAGUGUGUCAGUUCUCCAUGUCAGCAUGGAGGAAUUUGCUCCGAAGGUUGGAACAGGCCAUUAUGUGACUGCUCUGGCACUAACUAUGGAGGACCUACUUGUGGACGGGAUUCCCCAACAAUUUAUCUGAACGGCAGUCAGCACCUCACCGCAGCAUUAGGUCCGGAACACAUCACGCAGACAGAGGAGUUGAUGCUGAGGUUCAAGACCAACCGAGCGGGAUUGUUGCUGAGAACCGCGUCAGAGCAUUCUGCUGAUAGGAUUGAAUUGUCAGUAGCCGCUGGGAGACUGAGGGCCAGUGUGAGGCUGGGAGAUAGGGAGAAGAACCUCCUAGCGGGCUCCAAUGUGGCGGACGACAACUGGCACACGGUGAGGUUCUCGCGGCGCGCGUCGAACCUCAAGCUGCAAGUGGACGGCGCGCAGCCCGUGCGCGGUAUGUUAUCUGAGACUAUUUUAGGUAAAGCUUCAACUUUAGAAAUAUCAACGCUUCACCUUGGAGGCCUUUAUCAUCCCGAAGAAGAAAUACAAUUGACAUCAACAUUACCGAAUUUUGUCGGAUAUCUUCAAAAGUUUGUAUUCAAUGGCAUCAGAUACAUCGACAUGGCUAAGAAUCUUGGGAUUGGAAGUAGUGAAGAACAGAAUCAUAUUUACGAUACAUCGAAUAUAAUUUUCACUGGGAAAUUUGUGAAACCUGAUUCUUUAAACGUUUACAAAUCUGUGACUUUUAAAUCGAAACACACGUAUGUAGGGUUGCCAUUGAUGAAGGCAUACGCAAGUACAUAUCUAGAUUUUUACUUCCGAACGACUGAAAUGGAUGGCCUUUUAUUCUACAAUGGAGGGAAGAAGCAGGAUUUUAUUGCUGUAGAAUUAGUUAAUGGACAUAUUCAUUGUGUGUUCAAUCUUGGUGAUGGAGUAGUUACGAUGAAAGAUAAAUUGAAGAAUUAUUUGAAUGAUAAUAGAUGGCACACUGUGUCAGUUAGACGACCCACACCAAAGAUACAUACUCUUCAAGUUGAUGAUGAUUUGGAAAUGCAUACAACAAGUUCAAAUCUAAUGCUAGAACUGGACAGUAUAAUGUUCGUAGCCGGAGUACCAAGAGACAUGUACUCGUCACUGCCUGUAGGAGUGUUAGCUCGUCAAGGGUUUGAAGGUUGCAUGUCAAGUCUGGACUUGCCUGGAGAAUCACCCUCGUUGAUAGAUGAUGCUGUGGUUGGAAGCUCUUCUAUUGUUUCUGGUUGUGAAGGACCAACAAAAUGUACGCAUAACGCGUGUUCGAACAAAGGUGUAUGUGUCCAGCAAUGGAAUACCUAUGUCUGCGACUGUGAUUUGACUUCUUUCACUGGACCAACAUGUUACGACGAAUCAAUUGCGUACGAGUUCGGCCCUGGUCGCGGCAUCAUUACCUAUACCUUCCCGCCGAGCGCGGUGGCCGACACUGAGACUGACAAGGUGGCACUAGGCUUCGUAACCAGCAAGGCUGAUGCUGUAUUGUUGAGGAUCGAGUCGUCCAACACACAGGAUUACAUGCAGAUGGAGAUUAUCCGAGGCAACCUAUUCAUGAUCUACAACGUGGGCGGCGGAGACCACCCUCUUGGUGAUGAAGCAGCCAGAGUCGAUGAUGGGGCAUACCACGUCGCGAGGUUCACCAGAAAUGGAAGUAGAUCAGCUCUGCAACUUGAUAACUAUGCCGUCAAUAUUAGGCACCCACAAGGCGGCACCCAGUCAACAGUGUUCAACAGCAUGUCGACAGUGACAGUGGGCGGCGGCGCCGGCGGCUCGCGCACGUUCAGCGGCGUGGUGGCCGGGCUCGCGGUCAACGGCGCGCGCGUGCUCGACCUCGCCGCCGCCGGCGACCCCGCCGCGUCCGUGCGCGGCGACGCCAGGCGGGCUCACACGCCGCUCGAUAGAGACAUCAAUAGGAUGCAGCAAACCCCUCCUUCAGGCUACGGCGGUCCUGGGAUACUAGAUGAGUUGGUGUAUUCUGGUGCUGGUUCAGGGUGUCGUGAUGAUGAUGAAGACGCUUGUGUGUUACCUGAUGCAGGGUCAGGAGAUGACCUUAUUACUCCUGUGUACGUUCCUUCUACUAGACGGCCACCAAAGAUCCCAAAGGAUCACGACAAAAAUAGCAGGCUAAUAAAACCUUGCGAUGAUGAAGAUUGUAUAGAAGGAUCCGGCUCCAGUGGUGAAGAUAUUACCGAGCCAGAACAUCCCAUUACUACAUCUGGAGCGAGCAGCACCCAUAGUAUGACAUCGCCUACAACUACUGCCAUAUCAACAACUCACGUCGUGAAAUCUCUCGAAGGUUCUACCGAUGGUGGUACAGACUCCACCACUGGCAUGAAGAGCAGUACAGACAUGCACACAACGUUACCUGAUCAUGAUAAUAUGCACGCUGGCACGGUUGAUAGUGACACUACUCCGGAUAGAAGAACUACACCUACUGACGGUAAGGAUGAACAAACGCAUUCUCACCAUUACACACCAACAAUAACAGGAAGACAAUAUCCAGAUGAAGUUACUCACACAACUGAAGAUGAAACCAAUCAUAUACCUGACUUUGAUGAUGGUAAAGAUAAUAUUAUAGAAGGAAGGACGCCUUCUUACGAUAUUCCAAUAGAUGGCGGUGGUGUCAGAGGGCCUCAGGAUUAUAACGGGUAUGAUAUCACUACAAAGUGGUACCAACCUAAGAGUACUGAUAAUAAUAGGGUUGUGCCUCCUGAAUCGGAGUUUUUCGCGACCAUUGUUGGUAUAGUAGCAUCAGUCCUCAUAGCAAUAAUACUAAUAGUCAUCAUCGUGCUCAAGUACAUUGUGUUCAAACUACCGUCGUACAAAGUGACGGAGGACAAGAAUUACCAGCAGGGGGCCAGUGCUGCGUUGCUUGGCAAUCAGGCGCAUUCAAGUUAUCAAAGCGGAGCCUCAAGUGGUAUGGCUGGAGGAGCCGUCAAGAAUCUUCAACCCUUACCUCUAAAUAGAAACGGGAUGGUCCCUACCGCCCCCCUCCCUCAACCCCAACCAGUCAAACGCGACGGUAUCAAGGAGUGGUACGUCUAAAUCAUAUCAAAGACCGUAGUUCAAUUAAGUGAGUGAAUGUAAUCGUAGUAGCUUGGAUCCUUGACACCUCGCAAAACCGAUCGGCGAUGUUUAACUAGAAACAAAAGAAAAUGAAUCAGAAAGCGUGAUUGUUGAUAUCGAUAAGGAGUAUGUUGCUUUUUAAGACGAUAAUGUAAGUUGAAAUAUGACUGAUUCGCAAGUGUUUAGUAUUGUAAAUAUUAAUUAUUGUAAUGUUAUAGUGAUUCACUUGUGCAAUCGAAUGUGCAAUUUUGAUGAUCAAAUAUUCAACCUAGUCAAUCUGGAAUUGCAUUUAUGUCCUUGUAUGAUAAAUAAUUAAGUCUUGUUUUUGAGCAUAUUUUGUUUCAACCUGGUAAUUUUUGAUGUAUUGUGUAUAAUGCUGACAUCAAUUAAAAUCAUGUAUGCGACUUUCCUAUCUAAGCCUUCGAUAGUUUAAAUUAUACUAAGAAUCACUUUAGUAACAGUCAUACAUAAAUAUUGGGAUAAGGUAAUUAUUAUCUUUGAUGAUAUUUUAUCCAACUGCAAGGUUUAUAUAUGAACUCAAUCAAAUAAAUCCUACAAAUAUAAAAUAUUGAAAUGAUAAUAUUAAAUGUUCCAAUUUUUAUGUAUGACCAUAUUCAUUAGAUCAAAAAGUAAACGAUACAAUUUGGGCUGCCAUCUUGAAAAUAAAGCAUAUCUUUCUAUUGAAGACUACAACACUUUUACAAUUUCAAUUAACUUUCCUAUAUUUAUUAGAUCUUAUACAAUAUUUUAUCGUUAGUUGGGAUGCGGUGAGUAGUAAAAUAGGAAAAGGAUCAUUAUCAUGAGAAUAAGGACUAAAUUCGCUGAAAAUUAGAUCCAAUGUACAUUUAUCGUAGAGAGCGUAACAACAUGAGCUUGUAGUUUUUGGUACGAAAUAAAUUUUUAUUUUUAGUCCAUUCUCCUUACAGACCCUUUGCUCAAUGACUGUCGUUAGUAUCUGGCCUAAAUUCGCAAAAUAAUAUCAGAAACAAAAUCAAAUUCAAUUAAAAGAAAAAUUGGGUGUUUGAUUCAAAUGCUUCAACAAUCUUGAAAAAUCUAUUAAUUGAAUGAGCAUAUGAUACACUAGAAAGUAUAAUAUAUAUAUCUUAACUAAAAUCAAUCAAUCUAUUUUGAAUUAUUACAAUAAAGUUAUAUACAAUUCUAAAGAAGAGAGUGGUUGUAAAAAACGUUUAUAUUAAUCAAAUAAAUUGGUGUUCCUCAUGGUUCUAACCUAUGUCCAAUUUGAAUCCUAAAAGUCAUUAUACUUCUUCAAAACUACUUAAAUCAUAAUUUCAUGUGUAUACCAUCUUUUAAGUCCCUUCUCUUAAACUGCUUCUCUUGAAUUUUGGUCUCAACCUAAAUAGGUUUUGCAUGCAAUUUCUUAAAGUAUAAUUGUUUACCUGCUUUUCAUGUUUUAUAACUAGAUUGUAAACCACCGUCCCGUUUUCCUCUUUCCGAUUGAAACUUGAAUUAGCUUUAAAUUAAGACGAAUAAAACAUAUUUAUAUAGAUUGUUAUAAAGCACAGGUUCUAGAUAUUUGAAGUUGCAUUUAUUGUAAAUAGAUAAUAUUAUGAUAUUGUAUUGUAAGCGGUACCAUACGGUGUAAACACACUCGUUUUACGGCACAAAAUGUUAGUAUCAACAAUUUGUUUGUCUGUCAAUUUUAGUGGUAAUUUAUAGUUAAUAUGGUUAAUAAUUUGUACCGUGUUGCUAUUUAAUUGUAAUUAAUGAAUAACGUUGUUUUCGGCAACACAACUGUGCACAGUGGUUUAUUAAUGUUUUAUUGUGCGAUUUGGUUGUUGUGUUUGUUAUCGACAAUGCUUAUUUCCAUUUGAGAUUUCUAUUAGAUUUGUAGAAUUUUCAAUAAAUUUUAAAGUUAAUUUGAAUUAAGGAUUAUCAUAUUUUUGAUCUUUAAAAUGUUUGCUAUUGUUGUGUGAUUAAUAAAUGUUUUAAAUUUUAAAUUGUUUUGCUGGCACUGCUUCAGAUUGAUCACAAAUAUCUGGUUACACAGUAACAGUUGUGUGUCUAGAAGGUAACUCGCAUUCCUUUGUUACGAUCAACUGAAGUUGUUAUACACUCGAUUUCGGUCGGACCAAGUUUACUUUUGUGUAAAACCAACAGUUUUUAAAAUAAUAAUAUAUUAUGUAAAUUAUACAAA
Molecule: messenger RNA, 7395 nt
Organism: Plodia interpunctella (Indianmeal moth)
Lineage: Eukaryota; Metazoa; Arthropoda; Insecta; Lepidoptera; Pyralidae
Product: neurexin 1-like
Exons: 28
Coding region: 228-5219 (1663 amino acids)
Source: RefSeq, a predicted model, not a curated record